UGCCGGAGGAGGAGGAGAAAUGGCGAUUUCUAACGGCACUGGGAGCGGAGAGGAGGGAGGGAGAUCGGAACGCGGUCCUCUGAAAGUCGGUGUCAUUGUGCUGGUAGCUGCGUCAGACGAUGAGUCCUGGUCGCUUCUGGAGUGCCCUCCCGAAAACUGGAACGCCUCAGCUGUCAUCCUCAUAUCCACCUCGACCAACUGCAGGAAGACGGACCUCCUGCAGACGCCUUUGCUCUUCAGAACGCCUUCGGCGGCCCUCCUCUGCCCCCUCGCCCCCAGGAAGAUACACGCUCAGAGCCAGCCCCUCUUCCGGGUGUGGUCCUGGAAGCCGUUCGUCGCAGCCGACCACUUGGUCGACCUUGGCGCCUGGAACCCGGGAGACUUCAGCACCUGGAAACGGCUCUUCGUCGACCGUUUCGACGACAUGACCACCAAGAUCGUUCAGGUAUUCGCUCAGACCGUCGACAGGCCCCUGUUCUACAGAGACUCAGACGGGGAGCUGAAGGGGAUGAACCUCAAGAUACUGAGGGCGAUGUCCUCAGUGCUCAGAUUUAGUCUGAACGUGACCGGGGAAUUUGACGUGAGUUGGACCGAUGUGCUGGAGCCUGUGAAGGAAGGGAAGAACGACAUCUUCAUCAACUUCGGGUUAAUGACUCCUGAGAGGAUGCGGGAAUAUCACAUGACAGUUCCUUAUCUUCUGGAAGGGUAUGGGAUCAUGCUCGAGGUUCCUCCACUUCUUCCCAGGUGGAAAAACAUCCUGUAUCCGUUUGACUUGAACGUUUGGAUCGCCACGAUCGUGUCGGCAAUCUCCGCUUCGAUCGCCUACCAUCUCCUCUAUCGCGAGUACGAGAAGUCUCUCAUCAACAACGCUAUCGCCAUUUUUCAGUGCCUGCUGUCACGUUCGGCAGAUGUGAUGCCUGACCCGUGGCGUAUUCGGUUGUUCCUUCUGAUAUGGUCAGUAGGUGCCUGGAUUCUGAAUAUCUGCUACACCAGCAACCUGAUCGCCGUGCUCUCCAUCCCUGUCUUUCCCAAGAAGAUCGAGACAAUGCAAGAACUGGCAGAUAGCGAUUACAGACUUUGCGUGCUGGAUUAUGGGGACCCCGCCCCAGAGGCCUUGAGAACGUCCGACCACCCGGUCCUAGCCGCCCUCGGACGCAAGUUAGACCUAGUGCCUCUGAAUCUUACCCACUAUUUCUGGGGCGGCAUCGAACCCUGUGUUUACAAGGUGCUGAACGGCACUCACGCCCACUUCGACACUUACUCCUUCAUCCAAAUCUUCUACAACAUCCUCGGCCAUGGCUCUGUGACCUACAGAAUGAAAGAAAGGCUUUAUCCAGGGUACCUCGUUUUCCUAAUCUAUAAACAUUCUCCUUGGCGGUACAAGGUCGACGUAGGACUACAGCGCUUGACAGAAGCUGGGCUCAUCCAGAAAUGGUACGACGACACAAUGGAUGCGUUCAGAGACAACCUCAGCGAGGAAAGGAGCGUAGGCCUACAGGCCUUCUCACUAUCCCAUCUCCAGGGGCCAUUUUACAUGUUCAUUGGAGGAGUCUACAUUUCCUUAAUGUGUUUUUGUGGGGAAUACAUUCUCCCGAGCGGAGCUCUGUCGUGAAAAAAGAAAAAAAAAGCUCGUGCUACAGUUGAGGAUUCAGAAGUUGACCACUAUUAAGAAAAUGUGUCUAAUCACUGUAAUUACAGAGUAAUUCCUUAGAACUUGAUUAUUCAUGUGUUCAAAAUGAUACAGAUUGUAUUGAUAAUGGAGUAAUGUAUUCCGUACAAAAUUAAAAUAUAUAUUUA
This is a messenger RNA of Macrobrachium nipponense, 1797 nucleotides long. RefSeq lists its product as uncharacterized. Gene Ontology annotation, molecular function: ligand-gated monoatomic ion channel activity. The record is from RefSeq and is a predicted model, not a curated record. Bases 20 to 1612 code for a protein of 530 amino acids. Gene Ontology annotation, cellular component: membrane. NCBI's taxonomy places the organism in Eukaryota, Metazoa, Arthropoda, Malacostraca, Decapoda, Palaemonidae. The transcript has 8 exons.